Messenger RNA from Elgaria multicarinata webbii, 2200 nucleotides. Its product is annotated as zinc finger protein 397-like. The record is from RefSeq and is a predicted model, not a curated record. Bases 212 to 2026 code for a protein of 604 amino acids. NCBI's taxonomy places the organism in Eukaryota, Metazoa, Chordata, Lepidosauria, Squamata, Anguidae. The transcript has 4 exons.
UUCCUCGAGCGUUUGGAAGCUGCAACAGGGUCCUGCCCCCACCCACCCCCAGGGCAAGGGAUGUUGCCCUGCUAAAACUGCAGCCCUACGGAUUUCGCAUGAACUUUCACAGCAGCCUCCCAAGAAGCUGGGAAUUCUUCCGUGUUUGAGGCAAGGUUGGAAAGUGGGAGGCAGCGAGAGGAGGAGGAGGAAGGAGCAGCAACUUCUAGAAAUGGUGGGCUCUAAAGUGUGGGAUGCGACAAAAGGUGCAGAAAAAGCCCCGCAUCUGGUACAUGUAGACACUAUUGGGGAUUUGCAGACCGCAGCACCUCCACGGCAGGUGAAAUGUGAACCGCAAGAGGGGCUGCAGGAACGGUGGGAGGCCCAGUGGCAGGAGUUCCUGCGGACGCUGCAGGCCCCUUGCUCAGGAUGGGGGAACACGGAGGCGCCUGAGGAGCCCAGGCCCUGGGACGACGCCAAGGCUUUCCUGGCCUCCUUCGAGCAAGUGGCGUCGGCGUGCCGGUGGCCUCGGGACAAGUGGGUGACCCUCCUCCUGCCAGCCCUCAGUGGAGAAGCCGAGCAGGCCUUCAGCGGCCUCAGUGCCCCAGACAAGGGAGACUACGGGAAGGUGAAGGCGGCCAUCUUGGAAGGGGAGGCCAUCUUGCGGGAGAGGCAGCGCCAGCACUUCCGGCAGCUCCGCUAUCGGGACACGGACGGGCCGAGGGGCGUUUACGGUCGGCUCCGGGAGCUUUGCCGCCAGUGGCUGAAAAUUGAGAGACACACGAAAGACGAGAUUUUGGAGCUGCUGAUCCUGGAGCAGUUCCUCAGCAUCUUGCCGGCGGCCAUGCAGAGCUGGGUCCGGGAUCGCCAGCCGGACACCUGUGCCCAAGCGGUGGCCCUGGCGGAGGAUUUCCUGCUGAGGCGGCCCGAGGCGGAGAAACCGGAACAAACGGUUCCUGUACCACCUGUGGAGAUGACUGUGCAUCCGUCCGAGGCAGGCCAGGUUCCGCCACUUGGCGCUUGGAUCGGACUACUUUGUCAGGAUGCCAAGCAAGUGCAGAAGAAUGAGAUGAGAUCACUGAGUAACGGGCAGGCAUGGGAGAAUGAAAUGAAUCCUGUUCAUCAGCAAGGUCCUGAACAAGCGGAACUGAAUGAUGUAUCUCUGGGAAGAGACAAGGAUUUCCAGUACUAUACGAAGGAAGUAACAUUUGGGAACCAACAGGAACCAAGGAUCGAACAGGGGAACAAUCAUGGGAAGGGUGUGGAGGUAUCCUUUUCCCAUGCAAAAUGUAACAAAGAAGAGAGAGAAUCCAUGGAGCAGCGAAGAGUCCAGCAUGGUGGGGCACAAAAUGUGUCCCCUGACGAUGGAAGGAACUUUGAAGAGAGCUCAGACCUUAUAAAACAUCAGAGCACCCACACUGGAGAAAAACCGCACAUGUCGUCUUCUUGUGGGAACAGCUUCAGUCAGACACAGGACCCCGUUGCACAGGAGAGAAUGCACACAGGAGAAAAGAAAAGACACAAAUGCUCCCAUUGUGGAAAAACCUUCAGUCGCGGUUCUCUUCUUAAAGAACACACGAGAAUCCACACCGGAGAGUCUCCGUACAGAUGCUCGUACUGCGGCCGUUACUUUGGCCGGUGUUCGGUCUUGCAGGAUCACAUCAGGACGCACACGGGCGAGAGGCCGUACAAGUGCUCGGAGUGCGGAAAGACUUUCAGCCAGAAGCACUACUUGACGGUACAUGAGAGGAUGCACACGGGAGAGAACCCAUACAAAUGCGUUCACUGCGGGAAAAACUUCCCCAGGAGGUUCAUACUUGUGAGACACGAGAGGAUCCAUACAGGAGAGAAUCCGUUCAUUUGCUCGGAAUGUGGAAAGAGCUUCAAUCAGAAAGGGAACCUCGUAACCCACAUGCGGCUGCACACGGGAGAAAAGCCGUACAAAUGCGCCCAUUGUGGGAGGAGAUUUCGUCAGAAAGCAAGCCUCAGUUCACAUGAGAAAACCCACACAGGAGUGAAAAACCCAUCUAGUGUGGGCCUGUGCUAGUGUGUACCUGAGACUGAUAUAACACGGCCUAAGCAAAGUUAUAAAGCAUGGCCAGGGGUUGCAUUUGACUUAAGCAGUUGUCAGUUUUGCUGACCUAAUCCCAUAAUUUAUUAUUUAUUAUUGCAUUUAUAUCCUGCCUUUUUUCCUCCAAGGAAACCAAGGCGGUGUACAUAA